AAUUUUUGAUAUUUAGAAUUUUUAUUAUUAAAUGAAUGUAAUCAUUAAAUUCUUAAGCAUAAAAUGCUGUUGGUAAGCUAGCUGCUAGAGACUUAUCACCUAUUUUUCUAGAUUAUUUAUUGGAUUCAGUUUAAAAAUAGUCAUGGAGGAUAAAGCAGACGUUGAUCAUAAACACACUCUACGUAGAAAGACGUGCGAUGGGCCUACGUCUGAAGAGAAAUAUUUUGCGAAACUAGAACGCUAUAGGAAUCAUAUGGCGAAAGUCCGUCUCAAUGAAACGCCUGAACAAUAUAAGGAGAGACUGGAACGUGCUCGAGUUCACGCGGCAAAGAUGCGACGUAACGAAACUCCGGAGCAGCGAGCGGCGAGGCUCGAGAGAGCUCGCAUCUAUAAAUUAGAGUCGCGCAGAAAUGAGACCCCAGAACAGAGGAACAAACGUCUAGAAAGUUCUAGAAGGCAAACACUGAAGUACAGACAGAAGGAGACUCCGGAACAACGAGAAAUGCGUCUACAGCGUUCUCGGAUAUAUAAUUAUCAGAUGAGACACAGCGAGUCGCCGGAACAGAGAGAAGCGAGACUGGAGUACACCCGCAGAUACAUGGAACAAAUGAGAAGACAUAAGAGAUUUGCCGGAGUUAUCAACCAAGCUGAGAAAGACCAGUGGGGUGCCUUGCCUUUGAUGAAUCCUACAAUUCAAUCUUGUAUUAAUGCACAUAACAUACAACUUCAUAACCAAGCAGAUAGUGGAUUGCACAGUCAAAAUGAGUCCAUAUCUUCUACUCCAGAAUCGGAAUGUAGUCAAAAGUGGCCACCAUUAGUGGAUAAUCAAGAGUCAAUGGAUACAACAAAACAUGGCGAAAAAACAGAGGAACUGCUAAAUAAUAACACAAGUACUAAGAACAAUAAUAUAAAUGAAAAUCUACCAGAAGACGUAACUGAACAGAAUGUAUUUCUAUUUAAUUCUAUAACAAGUGAUAUACCUCCUCUACAACAUGAGGUUGAGAUGAUAAUGAAUUAUAAACUUAUGAAUCAAAAGCAAACAGUACAUCCAUGCCCGCAAUGCAAAAAAGUCUAUCAUUAUGUACAUAGCUUAAGGAAACAUCUCAAUGUACAUCAUAGAGUAGUAUGAAAGAAAUGGUUGCACUUUGGGAGCCAACAAGUGUAAGACAAAACAGCAGAAAUGAGGGUUUGAUGCUUUAACUCCCAAGCGGUCGAAUUCGACUGCGAAAACAAUAGAUUUCUUGAUAUAAUUGGAUCUAGAUAUAAUUAGAAUCUCGGAAUCGGCUCCAACGAUUUUCAUGAA
This is a messenger RNA of Aricia agestis (brown argus), 1303 nucleotides long. RefSeq lists its product as uncharacterized. Bases 143 to 1129 code for a protein of 328 amino acids. The transcript has 4 exons. The record is from RefSeq and is a predicted model, not a curated record. NCBI's taxonomy places the organism in Eukaryota, Metazoa, Arthropoda, Insecta, Lepidoptera, Lycaenidae.